Molecule: messenger RNA, 983 nt
Organism: Dissoconium aciculare CBS 342.82
Lineage: Eukaryota; Fungi; Ascomycota; Dothideomycetes; Mycosphaerellales; Dissoconiaceae
Exons: 1
Coding region: 83-760 (225 amino acids)
Source: RefSeq, a predicted model, not a curated record
GUGCCUCCCUCCGUAUGUUGGUUGAGGAGAGCCGCAUACAAUACAUACAAACCACAAGAAAAGUGAAAAAGAGAGCCGGGAAAUGGGAAACUGGCACGACCGUUGCACGACUGGUGAAGACAAUGACCCCUUCUUCUUCCACCGCGGUCUUUUUCUUUGCUCUUGUUCCUGUCCGGGUGGAUCUCCGCACGUGAGUGACAAGCAGAGAGAGAGAGAGAGAGAGAGGAAAGAGAGUUUCUCGUCCACGAGUCUCGCCGCUGCUGUCCACGGGUGCUACUGCAGGUACCGCUCACACCACCGAACCAGCCCUGGAGAACUACUGCACCUCAUUACUACAGCCCAGUACAAUACAUCCACCCGCUCUACUGUACCCCGGUUCAGGGCGAUCUCCUCCUCUUCCUCCUCCUCCUCCUCCUCCGCCUUCUCUUCCCACCACCGCCAUUCUCUGCUGCAACGUCCUCUUCCAUACCGACGAAUUACCUCAUCCCAACCAGACGGACUCUCUUCCACUGCGAGCUUCUUCCCUUCUCUCCGCAUUGAUUCAACAUACGAUCAUCGACAUCGUCCUUCCCUAGCCAGAUCUACAUACGCACGCGUGUUCAACGCAACCACGUUCAUUCCCGUCGGCUGUUGCUGCGCGAUAUAUUCAAUUCUCUCUUCUGGAAUUGACUGCCAUUUUCAUUCCUUGAUAUAUCAUCGUCGUCGCCUGCGCAGGGCGUUUCAUAUCCGAAAAUGCCUUCAGAACAACCGGCACCGGUAAGUAUAAUCCGUGAUGGCCGUCCUAUAACGAAAUUCGAUCGGAUCUCUCAGUGAAUGGCAACGACUGACAACCAUGCCCGUUACAGCGUGAACCGAUCCUCCAACGUCUAUCCGCUCUCUACCAAUAUCACAAUGCUCCGGAAGUCGCUCCGGCUCACGGUUUGGAAUACGAUGACAACCACUACCCUCACUCCGAUAAAUACCCUGUCCUGCGAGAAAUGUCA